AAGAAACUUGCAGUUACAGAGCAUUCCACCUCACAAACUUGAGACUCACAGCUUACCAGGUCUGAUGUCCAGUGCUGGAAAUGCAAUAAAUAAGGUUGACCAAGUACUGGAACAAGAUGGUAUCUGUGCUCCAAAAUGUCAAGGCAACAAUGGCCUGGCGGAAACACCAGCUCCUAGCUGACUUUGAUGAGAAUGAGAGCCCCGUACCCAACGAAUUCAAAAGAAGGGCUUCUCUGAGUUCUCUCAGUACCAUCCGCAUGUCUCUAAGGAAGCGAGCGCCAUUAAAGCAAGUAGAGUUGAAUUUUCAUAAGACCCCAACGUGGGAAAGUCUGGAAGCAAGACAGAAGUGCCAAACUCUUCAGAGUAUUAAAAGAACAGCAAAAAAUGCUUUUGGAACAGUGUCCCAGAAAAUACAGAAGUCUUGCCAAAGCCCAGAAGACCUGAUGGUGACCUUUCCAGCUGAAUCCAUCAGCAGAAGCUGUGCAACCAGUUCUACCAAGAAAACAAGUACUACACCUCGAACUGCUUGCCCUAAGAAGAGCAUUACUCCAGCAGCCAGUUCCAAAAGCACCCCAGGAUCCAGCAAAAGAGCCUUGCUUGGGCCACCAAGGGUGUCAGAACACAGAAAAUGGAGGGGUUUCUCAUCCUGGCUUGGUAAAGAUGCUGUCUCUCUCCGGAGAUCAAGAAGAGCAGCAGCACUGAAGAGCCCUUAUUCAUCACCUGUUCCUGCCAGCAGAAAGAUAGAGCUUGACUGUGAGUUGGAGCUGGUCUCAUCAGGAAUUUGUCAAUUGAAGCGUAUCUCCCAGGCAUUUGAUGAUGCCAUUGUGCAAGAGGAAAGGCAACAUGCAAUAUCAAACUACUACUAUCUAAUGGCACAAAACUUACAGUCUGCGCGUCGAUCUCAGAAACUUUUUCAAGCUAUCCGAAGGCGAACAAAGAAACUCCAUCAAGCACUUGGUACCUAGACAGAGAUGGCUGUAACUGUUGUUAGUUUAUGAGCAUAGAUAAAGGAGAGCUCUGUGUAGCACGUGAAAGGGUGCACUCUAUACAUUGAACAAGCCAUUCCAUUUUAUAAUCUUUCUUGACAAAGCAGCUCAGGACUUCCCUUCCCUUGCUUUCUCUUUGUAAGUGAACAGGAGAAUCAAAAUUAUACCACAGUGUAUUAUCUCCUGCUGAGACAAGGGACCAUCUUGAAUGUGACUUUUAUAAGGCAGUAAGUACUUUGAAACUUAUGUUGAACUGACCAAUAGGAAUGGCCAGAGCAAGGGCCACAGACUUAUGAAGGGUGAUCAUAGGUAAUAGUAGUAUUUAGAGUGGUAUCCAAUUGCCACGGGUUUUAGUACAAGUACUUUGCAUACGAAAACUACUGGUCCAUUAUUCUGAAAGCCUAACUAUUUUUUUUCUAUAUACAAACAAACCAAAAGUUAAGCAUCAUGUUUAACUGGAAGUUAAUGAAACAGUAGUGGCUUGUUUGAGUUCUGACCACAACUGCCAUUCCAAGGCAACAGGUUUCUGUGGAGUCACUCACACCACAAC
Molecule: messenger RNA, 1536 nt
Organism: Haliaeetus leucocephalus (bald eagle)
Lineage: Eukaryota; Metazoa; Chordata; Aves; Accipitriformes; Accipitridae
Gene: PIMREG
Product: family with sequence similarity 64, member A
Exons: 5
Coding region: 117-965 (282 amino acids)
Source: RefSeq, a predicted model, not a curated record